GCUUUCGUCUUCCGCUUCUCGCCUCCUCCAUCUCUCGUUCCUGUACCCCCAUUCUUUCUCAACCGUUUGUGUACAUUGGAUUUGCCCCAUUGCAUCGCACGGACCACGGCGAAUGGGUUUGUGACAUGGUGGGGAGUGUCGUUGCCUUGCAAUCUAGGAGGGGAAAUACCUAAACACUAAAGCGAACUAGAUGAUCCUCGCUACAUUCGCAACAUCAUCCGUGGUCUCCAUCAAGCAUGACCUCAACAACCACCCCCAACAGAGGCCUGGUGGUCUUCUCGGGAGGAAGUGCUGCUAAUAACUUGGUCGAUGUUUUCAGCAGCGUGCGCGAGAGCAAGAGCUGUCUGCUCAGCUACAUUAUCCCCAUCAGCGAUAAUGGAGGUUCAUCCUCGGAGCUGAUCCGAAUCUUUGGCGGCCCUGGGAUUGGCGAUGUGCGAAGUCGUUUGGUCCGGCUCAUCCCCGACUGCCCGCCAAACUCUGAACGGGCCGCAAUCAAGACCAUCUUCAAUCAUCGCCUCCCACCAGAUGCUGCGGCGGCUCUUGCCGAAUGGCAGUCCAUCGUCGAUGGGACAUCCAAUCUAUGGAGAUCGGUCACUCCCGCGAAGAAAGAGCUUAUCCGCUCGUUCUUCAAUCUUCUGAACCUGGAGAUCCUGAAACGCGCCAGACCGCCAUCAUCCACUUUCGACUUCACCUCUGCCAGUGUUGGCAACUUGUUCUUGACCGGCGCUCGCCUUUUCAGUGGCAGUUUUGAGAGCGCAAUUUACCUUCUAGGAAGCAUCUGUGGCGUUCCAUCAGACGUUGUUCGUGUGAUUCCUGCUAUCAACUCCAAUUUCUCACACCACAUCUCCGCUUCUCUGGGCGACGGCACGGUCAUCGUCGGUCAGAAUAGUAUUUCACAUCCUAGCGAGGCUACUGCUCUGCAACCUCGACCAGGGUCCCGGCGGCCUAGUUUAUUACUCGCCGAUGGCGUAGACAUCGAGCCGCCUGAUGUCUCGGACGCAAUCUCCUACGAGGAUGACCACCUGCCCGGAUCCCUACCUACUUUACGCAACAAGAACAUUCAAUUUUCCAAGUCAGAGAACGAGGACCUUCCGUCACGCAUUACCCGCAUCUGGUACAUCAAUCCAUACGGUCAGGAGAUCCGACCCCCGGCCAAUCCGCGCGUGCUCGAAGCCCUGCGCGAUGCGCAGGCAAUCACUUACAGUAUCGGCUCGUUAUACACAUCAAUUAUUCCCUCUCUGAUCCUCCGGGGAGUCGGGCAAGCAAUCGUCACCAGCCCCGCACGCCACAAGAUUCUUAUCUUAAACGGAUCCCUAGAUCGCGAAACAGGCCCGCCCUCCGAGCCCUUCACAGCAAUAGAGUUCGUCGAGGCGAUCACUCGCGCUGGUGAAGAAAGCCGCGGCCACGCGACCCUCCGUCUACCGGACCACCAGCGGCAUCCAUCUUCAAUUCUUGAUCCUAGUCUUCCAUACUCCUCGUACGUCACGCAUAUCCUGCACCUCGACGGCCCUGGAACCCCUCGCGUCGACCGCGAUCGCCUUGCGGACAUGGGCAUCGAAACACUCCGUCUCUACGGUCGGAAGAUCGUUACAACCGGUGCCGAUGGCUCAGAGAUUCCGGUAGGUAUGAAAUAUGAUGCUACGGCGCUUGUGCAGGCCCUGGAAGUUGUUCUAGGAAAGAAAGGUGACGCGAUGCUGCGUGGCGGUGAUGGGAACGGGUUGAGUCGACGGAACACAUUAGAUCCUGGGCAGAAAAGACGUGAAUGAUUGGAUUGUUCAUUUCUUCAUUGAUCUACGAGUUGGAUUAUAUAUCUAAAUAUAGGUGCUUUUAUUUGUUUUUCAAUAGUGUGGUUGUGACUUGUUAGAACUGUGUUAAACGAGCGAGAAACAUAUAAUUAGCUGAGCCGAAGCACCUCAGAAAUACGUU
Molecule: messenger RNA, 1926 nt
Organism: Aspergillus melleus
Lineage: Eukaryota; Fungi; Ascomycota; Eurotiomycetes; Eurotiales; Aspergillaceae
Product: gluconeogenesis factor YvcK family protein
Exons: 2
Coding region: 237-1766 (509 amino acids)
Molecular function (GO): LPPG:FO 2-phospho-L-lactate transferase activity
Source: RefSeq, a predicted model, not a curated record